CAAAAUUAAAAGCUUUCAAGUUGUGUAACUAAGAGAGAGGAGAGAGAUGGGGAGGGCUCCGUGCUGUGACAAGGCUAAUGUGAAGAGGGGACCUUGGUGCCCUGAGGAGGAUGCUAAACUCAAGGCUUACAUUGAAGAGCAUGGUACUGGUGGUAACUGGAUUGCACUUCCCCAUAAGAUUGGGUUGAAAAGAUGCGGGAAGAGUUGCAGACUAAGAUGGUUGAAUUAUCUGCAGCCAAACAUCAAGCACGGUGACUUCUCCGAGGAAGAAGACUUCAUCAUUUGUAAUCUUUAUAUUAGUAUUGGGAGCAGGUGGUCAAUAAUAGCAGCUCAAUUACCAGGAAGAACAGAUAAUGGCAUCAAGAACUAUUGGAACACCAAGUUAAAGAAGAGAUUUCUCGGGAAGAAUAAAAAGCAUCAUGCAAUAUUGCAAGAACAAAAAAGUCAGAGAGCUACUGGAAUAAUAUCUGACGAUAGCAUAAACUCAGAAUGCAUACCCACGUCGGUCAUAGAAAGGAUGCAACUCCAUAUGAAGCUUCAAAGCCUCUACAAUCCCUUAUCUUCGUGCCACAAUCCUGCAUUUUGGCCCAAGAUGCAAACCAACGACCAUAUCAGCACUUGGAAGGAUGCCUGUGCCAUUGAGGCAAACUAUCAAACAGAAUGCAGUCAAGUCAACCUUCACCAUAUGCACGACAUGAACUGCUCAAAGCUACAGUUUGACUCACCUCCAGACAUGAACCCAUCAGCUGCACGACACAUCAACAAUGAAAUAUUUGAGGAUAAAAAUGGGUUCUUUGAGCAGGAUGAACACGAGAUGAACGGGUUGUGUGAUUACAGAUCACAAAUCAAUUGGGAGAAGGAGAGCUGGGAUUCAUGGGCUACUUCUAGUGGCGAAUUCCAGGAGGAGGCAUCGAGCUCUUGGGACUUGUCGGCAGUCUUCCAGACAGAUUCUAUUCUUCAAAAUGACAACAGAGAUUUGUAAUGGACGAGACAAUUUGGUUGCAUCCGUCUUGAUGAUGUUUGGAUUCCAUAAUGCAUGUUGUAAUAGUUGAUGUAGAUUUUGUUGACGAUAG
Molecule: messenger RNA, 1073 nt
Organism: Zingiber officinale
Lineage: Eukaryota; Viridiplantae; Streptophyta; Magnoliopsida; Zingiberales; Zingiberaceae
Product: transcription factor MYB36-like
Exons: 3
Coding region: 47-982 (311 amino acids)
Source: RefSeq, a predicted model, not a curated record